Frankliniella occidentalis (western flower thrips) is the source of this 1019-nucleotide messenger RNA. Its product is annotated as zinc finger and SCAN domain-containing protein 5B-like. Gene Ontology annotation, molecular function: DNA-binding transcription factor activity; RNA polymerase II cis-regulatory region sequence-specific DNA binding. NCBI's taxonomy places the organism in Eukaryota, Metazoa, Arthropoda, Insecta, Thysanoptera, Thripidae. Gene Ontology annotation, biological process: regulation of transcription by RNA polymerase II. The record is from RefSeq and is a predicted model, not a curated record. The transcript has a single exon. The annotation marks the transcript as partial.
GGUGCUCUUGUUGCAGGCGGCGAGCGCAGCUCCUCCAGCGGGGCGUCCCUCGAGGAGGAUCCUGGAGAUGUGUCCGUUGACAAGGGCCCCGAGCUGGACGAGCUAAAACAAGAGGGCGAGCAGCUGGGGCUGGUGGUGACGGCGUGCUUCUCGCUGCAGGACGAGCAGUGCCCCGCGGAGGACGCGGCGAGUAGUGAGGGUGACCCUGGGGACUUCGCGGCACAGCCAGAGCAGCGCGUCGAAGAUGAAGUGGCAUCUCCACCCGGCGACGCGUCCAAACUGGGUGCUUCGGCCGUUCUUCGUGCCGUCCGGGAUGGAACCCGCGAUGCUCAGCCGGUGCAGAACCAACAGCAGGACGACCAGAAGGCCUCGAGGGUGCUGUGGAAGAAACAUCUCGGCCGGAAGUCCACCGGCAGCGGGAGCGGGAGCAAUCCCACUGGCGCUCUGCAGGCAAAGUCGCGCGGGCGCACCGGAGAGGCCUUUAAAUGCGAAGUUUGCGAGAAGCGUUUUGCAUGGGCGAGUCAUCUGAAGACGCACAAAAUGUACCACACUGGUGAAAAACCAUUUUGCUGUGACCUCUGUCAAAUGCGUUUUACUCAGAAAGGCCAUCUUGUCGUUCACCUGAGGACACACACUGGUGAACAGCCAUUCAAGUGUGACGUAUGCAAAAUGCGUUUUACUGUGAAAGGUCAUCUUGUCAGGCACGCGAGGACGCACACUGGUGAAAAGCCUUUCGAGUGUGUCGUCUGUAAAAUGCGUUUUACUCAGAAAGGCACUCUUGUCGAUCACAUGAGGACACACACUGGUGAAAGGCCAUACACGUGUGAUGUGUGUAGCAAGGCUUUUAGUCGAAAAUCAAGACUCAAUAAACACACAACAAUUUGUAUGUCUAUUUAACAUUGUUUUUAAUUUGUUUAAUUGUUUGUAAAGCCAGAGCAGGCAGGUUUUCAGUAUUGAUUGUAAACCUUUGUAAAAUGCAUUUUACUGAAAAGGGCCAUCUCGUCAUGCACGUGAGGACA